CGCACCCUUUUCCAAACAUUUCUUACUUUUUCCCACGCUCACAUCCACACCUUAUACUCACUCUCCCGUGCGUCGCACCUCAUAUAUAUAUACUGCCGUGCUUCGUUUCUUCCUUCUAGUGACGGACGGCACUUUGGGCUUACGGCCAAGUCAAGCCCGCACCGAGUUUUGUUGACUUGCGUCAAUUUCUUCCCUUCGUUUGUGCAAGAUGUCAGACGAGCACGACGAUGCACUGACGUCCGACUCGGGCAUCCGGAGGUUAGCCUCCAGAGAAGCGCCAUCCUCGUCCACUCAAAUGUCGAUGUCGGAGGUGGACGCUCAAAUGCCACUCCUCGUUGAGCAGUGCAAACGCCUCACGGUAGCCUCCAGAGAAGCGCCAUCCUCGUCCUUUCAUAUGUCGACGUCGGAGGUGGACGCUGAAAUUCCCUUCCUGUGCAAACGGUUGGAACUGAACAUGAACAUUGGCCACGGCAAGGAAACUCCUUCGCUGAGCAUCGCCGGACCGAGCGCUCCUAUAGAAUACUCCUCGUUCGGCCAACACUCGCCGCCACUCGAGGUGCAUAACACCACCGCACAGCAACUUCCCGCAACCCAACCUCUGGUGAAUGACCUUCCGCGAUUGGUGACGAUUCCUUUCUCCCCACGAACAAUCCCGAAUAUGAGGAAGCCAGGGAUACGGCGGAACACUGCUUACGAGCUGGUGUUCCUGAAAGAUACGCCGGGCAGGUCAAGUGAGGCCGGGAGCAGUAGCGCCGGAACGAAAAAACCUCUCAGGGCUAGGUCGCGGAGCGUUGACUCGGAGAGGGCUCUGAUACGACCGUAUUCACCAAGCCCUUACCAACAACAUCCUUCUUGGACAUCCUACAACGCCUACUCUCCUUUCUUGGCCACUACUGUUGUCGACCGUCGCAGCAUGAGUCGUCAUACGUCGGUUCCCAUCUUCCAAGUGCGUCGCAGCAAGCAAAGGCAUAACCCUUAUGGCGUCAAUAUUCAUACCCGGCCAUCGUCAAGACACGUCAGGAUGCCAUCGCUGCCCAAUCCGAUGGAUCCAUCCCACUUGGCUCUUAUCAAAUUCCCACCAACUGCUAUUUCGCAUUCGACAUCCCCCGAAGCCCCCUUCUUCUCCAUUGAUUCAGAAAAGCUCACACUUCCGGAACGAUUGUACCUACGGCAACUGGGAGUUGGUAUGCAUACGCGGCAGUGCGACAGCACGGAUCAAGGGCACCACGCAGACGAUGAAGCUGAUCCUAGCAGCUGCGGGACAACCACAUCUCAAACUAGUAGGCUGACGGAAGUGGAUAAUGAAUAUAUCGCUUCGAUGGAACUUGGGAAUAGUCCAGAUCUGAGCACCGAAGAGAACAACGGAGGAAGCAAAAGCGGGAUGCGCAUGGGCUCAGACUGCUACCUCGCUUCGGUGCUUUCUCGUGCCUUGUCAUUAGAUGAUCGGCGUAUGUCAGUCGCAGCACCUGCUGUAGAUGGCUUUGCUGUCUCGACGCAGGGACACCAGCAUUCCUUGCAAUUGUCGUCUCCCUAUCAUAAUCAUUCAGCAAUUUUGGAUCCGCAACAACCCUCGAUACCCCAGUUUCCGCUUGCCCACGCGCACGACCACCAAUCAGGGACGCACUCAAUGGAGAACACCGACAGGAUAGGUGUCGGAAUGAUGCCUUACAUCAGCUAGAUGGUUAUGACACUGCUCCGCAUCUAUGAGUGUAUUGGCGUCGUUUUAGUCCAGUUGCACCUUCCACUGGUAGACAUAUACCCGCAUCUAGGCAGAAUAUAACAUCGUUCCUGGCCUAUUCGUCGAUCCCCUUAUGCGCGAAAGUGGGCAUUUUGUAUCUUGUCUUGACAAUACAUUCGCUCUCUGCGAG
This is a messenger RNA of Fimicolochytrium jonesii, 1868 nucleotides long. RefSeq lists its product as uncharacterized. Bases 209 to 1678 code for a protein of 489 amino acids. The transcript has 2 exons. The record is from RefSeq and is a predicted model, not a curated record. NCBI's taxonomy places the organism in Eukaryota, Fungi, Chytridiomycota, Chytridiomycetes, Spizellomycetales, Powellomycetaceae.